AGUGGCGGAUCCGUCCAGCCAUCCACUAUUGAUUGCAAGCGAGGUAUUAAACGAAAAGCCCAAGGACAUGAAAUAACCAUAGAGACUAAACGGAUCAAAUAUGUUCUCGAAUCCAGUGAGGAGAGUCUAGAAAACCACUCGUAUGGAGAUAUGCAGGAGGCAUGCGAUAUGGGAGGCUGCGGAAUAAAGUCCCGACCACGCCCGGUUAAACAUGAAAUCGAAAUGGAACCUGAUGUUAUAAAUGGUCAGCGGCCCCCGUACGUUAACAUUCUCCCAGAGAACAGGCCGUUUGUCUGUUGGAAGAGUUCUUUGGAAUUUUUAAGGAUUUCAGAAAUGUUCGCUGUUUGGAUUUCAAUGAGGUGACUCCAGACACUGAGUACAAUGGGCGGCUGUACAUUGCAGCGGCCAAUGAGGAUACGAUGGACUGGGUGGCGGGCAACGUAUGCUCCAUGGAGACAUAUCAGGCCACCAGUCUCAUAGACUUCGUACACCUGACACCGGCCAGAGUUACAUGGCCAAAGGUCGAGAAGUGUUUCCAAGCAAUUUUCGAGCUUCUGGAACAGCAGAAUGCUGAUAUUACGACGGAGAAGUGGGCCGUGGUGAGCCGCAAAGAUGCAGCCCCCAUAGUGACAGAUAUUUGUCCAAAUGAACAGCUUGAGAUCUGGAUGGAUGCAGAGAGUGUGGACAUCAUCAAGGAAAGAUGCAACAGCCUCAAAUUUUGUUUUUGGAUUAUCAAAUUUGAGUUUUGCGAUUAGA
Messenger RNA from Drosophila willistoni, 756 nucleotides. RefSeq lists its product as uncharacterized. The transcript has 2 exons. Lineage: Eukaryota; Metazoa; Arthropoda; Insecta; Diptera; Drosophilidae. The record is from RefSeq and is a predicted model, not a curated record. The coding region runs from base 420 to 755 and encodes 111 amino acids.